Molecule: messenger RNA, 2942 nt
Organism: Dermochelys coriacea (leatherback sea turtle)
Lineage: Eukaryota; Metazoa; Chordata; Testudines; Dermochelyidae
Gene: UPK3A
Product: uroplakin 3A
Exons: 6
Coding region: 362-1168 (268 amino acids)
Source: RefSeq, a predicted model, not a curated record
ACCUGUGGGAGAUGGACUGCGCCUCUCUCCAAGCCUUGUGAGAUAGUCCUGUUGGGCAGGGACAAGGUCUCUAUCCCCUGCUUCACCUGCAGCCUGGAUACACCUGUGUGGGCUGGGGGGGGGGGGAGGCAUGCAAAUAGGCUGAGAGAGGGAGUGGAAAGCUAGCUGCUGAUUGGUUGGAGGGAGAGGCUGUCCGGUUAGUUAGGGCACAACACUGCAGGUUACUUACUGGCAGGUGAGGAGAUUCAGGUGUGUUCGGUCCAAGUGCAGAGGAUACAAAGCAACGAGCUAUUGCAGUGAUUUUGGGCAACAGCUAUUUUCUAGCAUAGUUUUUGUGGGGGAUUCUCUACAGUACCUGAGCAUGCAGAGCCAUUGGGUUAUGCUAGUCUUUUGCUGGCUAGGGCAGUUGUGUGUGGCUCAGAAUUUGAGGCCUCAGAUUGCAAACAGCAAACUUGCUACAAACAAUCCUACCCUUACUACAAUUGCUCUAGAGAAACCUUUCUGUGUGUUUGAUGAUUCACUGUCUCCAGGUAGCUCCUAUAUGGUCUACUUGUAUGCAAUGGCUGACUCUGCAAGCACUGUAAGAUCAGCUGUGAUUGACAAUAGCAGCAAACCUCUCAACACCACUUUCCAAGAUGCCAAUGGAGGACAACUUGGACCUUACAGGGCUGCAUUGUUUAAUGUACCCAAUUGUGCAUCACCCCCUAUGCUAGCUGAUGUUGUAAAUCUGAAAAAAGUUUCAGAUGUCUUGAAACAAUACCUCUUCAGAGUGGGAGAUGAUGUGACUUGUUUAUAUGACCCAAACUUCCCUGGUGCCUGUAACCCACCUCUUGCCGAAGAUACAACGUACAGGUUUAAGUACCUCUUAGUAGAUGUGGUUGCAGGUGUUGUGAAAGACCAAACUCUCUGGUCUGAUCCAAUGAAAACCAGUAGGGUAAAACAGCCUUCAACAAUUGAUACCUGGCCUGGGCGAAGGAGUGGAGGAAUGAUUGUCAUCACAUCAGUCUUAAGCACUCUUAUGUUCCUUCUAGUUGUUGGAUUUCUUGCCUCCAUAUUCUUCUUUGUCAUGGCAGCAGGAGAGGCAUCCACAGAGACCACACAUGAGUCUCUGACUACCCAGCAGGGUGUACCAAGAUCUCAGGGCAGCUCUGAGGGAGUGAACCAGUGAGCCUUGAGGGAAAGAGUCCAUUACCAUGGCUGAACAUCAACUCAACAACUACAAAUGUACUGAUAUUAAAGAAUUGUCCUUUUCUACUGAACUCUGAAUAGGUCACAUUGAUUAGAUACUCAAGUUCAGUAACUGAAGCUGAAUGGCACAGGUGUUCUAAACGUAUAGUGUUCUUUCAACUCCUAGAGAGUAGCACCACUAUCUUCAUUUGGCUGCAGUCACAAAUUAUGGCACCAAGUAAUCUUGUUGUUAGGCUCACAGCACUUCUAUCCUACAGUUAACUCGUGGGUUUUUUUGGUAUUUGUUUUGUUUGUUUGGUGUUUGUUUUGGUUGCAUACUUCCAAAAGUGAAGAGUGGUAGACAGCUCUGACUCUAGAGUGCAGUUCAUAGUCCUCAGUGAUUGCCUGGCUUAGUAGGAGGAGAGAGAAAAUGACCAAGUGUAUUACUGUGGGCUAGAGUAACAUACUCGCAACUUUCAAGUUCACUGGGCUAGGGUUAUUUUGGUACAUAAUUAUCCUUGUUUAGAGGUUGGAAGCUAAAUAAGUUCUAAAGCUGAGCUCAACCUUUUGAUUCUUAUUUAGCUGCUUUUACCUACAAGAAUGUGAUGUAGGUAAGGAAAGGCUUUAUAUUGAGAACAGUACUUAAUAGUGUAUGCAGUUUAGUAAAGGCUUGAUAGCAGCUGGCCUCUGAUCUGAGACAUCAAGCUCUUAUUACCAAAAUUUCAUUUAAAGAAGGGCAGAGGCAAACUAACCACCUGCUAGAAACUACAACUGAGAGAUAUGGAUGCACAGGGCAUCAGCAACUUUCUCAGCUCUAGACAGCCCCCCCCCCCCCCCAAUCCUUACAAUUUUUUUUUAAAUGGCACUUCCCUGCAAUGGCCAAACUUCAGGACUCUAGUUCUAAAUAACUGUGGACUAGCAUUGGUAUACAACACUAAAGCAUCUCUCUUAGUACAGCUAGGCAACCCUACUUCUUAUGGAAGUUCUUAGUGUCCAACUCCCUAGAAAAUCUGGGCUGUAAAUAUUCAGAGAGCUUCUAUCUCUCUCCAGGAUUAGUGUUCUCAACUAAAAUAGUGGCUGGAAGUUAUGCUGCCUGAGCGACAAAGUCACUUUUAAUGAAAGCUGAGUGAUGGAAUGUGUAGCCUCUACUAUUGAGAGCUGGGGUAUCCUUGACACUUCAUCCACCGUGACAGUGGAGUGGGGUUUGGCUGGUUCCAUCAGCUGCUAAUUCUACUAUAGUAACGUGAACUGUUGAAACAGUGCAUUCUUAACUUAUACUGCUAGAAGUGAGCUGGUCAUGUAUUUCUUCCCUUCACUACAAUUCUGUCCCACUGACCAGUAUAAGUGGAAAAAUUAUACUACCAUUGAGUUUCUCCUCCCACUAGCCUUCCCAAGUUGCACUGAAUAGGUGUCUAGCUUGAAGCCUUCUCAUAAACAUUGUGUACAUAAGCAACUCCUACCGUACCCAACUAACUAUUCAUAACAUUCACAUAGCUGUCACUGACAUAAUAAAUUUCAUAGACUAGUGCUGAAGUCAGUUUAAGCCUGUCUCGGUUUAGCAAAUAUCAGUCUUUUUGCAGCCACCAGUAGAAUGGAUGGCUAAUAAACAUAUCACUGGCACAAUUAUCCAAGUUUUUGUUAAUCUUGCAUUAAGAUAUACUGAAAGAAAAAAGCAUAUUUUUUUCUGGUUUUUAACAGUUAAACUCCUUAGAGAAGUGUACAAAGGGCGUUCUUUUAAUGUAAAACAUCAUCAUAAUAAAAUGUUUCUUCCCAGA